GGGUUGGAAUCGGGUCGUUGCGUUUCUUCAUCUGAAGGGACUUCGGAGAGUUCUCGCGUUGGCACAAAACCUGUCUUGAAACCAACGCUAAAAGCGGAAUCAGUAACCGCCAAAGACCUCGAUACUCCGUCUUCCAGUGAUGCUGCAGCAGCAGCAGCAGCAAAACGUAGUGUUACGUUCCGUGAUGGUCAUGGCUCGAAAACACGUGCUUCGUCACGUCGAUUGAAACAGCUUCACGUCAGUGAGGAAUGCGUGUGCUUUCUUCCCAACGAUGAUAAUUGUUGCUUGCAUUUGAGAAGCUCGGAUGGUGCCAUUGUGGAAUGUGCUAAUGUACAGCAGUACUGCAUACCGGCUCUAAGGAACGAGGAGUCAAUCGAUGUGAUGAUUUUUAGGAAUCUGUGGUGCACCGUCAAGCUCUGUGAAUAUGAUGGCAAAACAGCGAUGUGUAUAUCAUCACGCGGAAUGUCGUUUAUCUACGAAAUAUAUGAGUUUGCAUUAACUCCUCAGAAUGAAUCGGCAGAUGAGGAAUUGGGAAUACGACUUGCGCAUCAUCGUGUUCCAGCCCUUCAUCGAACGACUUAUUUUUCAAAUUCCGAAAAGCCAGUGGCCCGUGAUAUUCUCUUGUUUAGGCCAGCUUUUCAGGAUUUCAAAAAUCUGCCGGUACCAUCUUCACCGUUUCUGGUGGCGGCAUUUAUUCAUCACUCAGAAUCGAUUUGGGCAAAUGUGAUACCGCAAAGACUUCUGAUAAGGCUUGGCCUUCAGGCCUCAUUUUAUCCGACGCCACUAAUAAAUGAUUUGGAGCGGAAGCCCGUAUACAGCGCAAUAUUUGAUACAAGUGUGCUCAAAAUGUUCAACGAUUUCCGGAACUGGCGCUUUCGCAUGCCGGUGAUUUGUGGCAGCACGCUAACGAUUAAGGAUAACAACGAAACUCAUCUGAUCGUUCCGGCGUGGGCGAACGAUGAGAUUGCAAAGCUGAUCAAAACAAAUAAAAAUAUGCUUUCCUGGGGCUUGGACUUCAACACAGAUGCAGACAGUCAUCUCGUCAGCGAACAGGAUGAACAGGCCGGCUCUUUCGACUCACAGAUUUUUACGAAUGGAAUUGCAAAACUGAUCAAAACGAAUAAAAAUAUGCUUUCCUGGGGCUUGGACUUCAACACAGAUGCAGACAGUCAUCUGGUUAGCGAACAGGAUGAACAGGCCGGCUCUUUCGACUCACAGAUUUUUACGAAUGGAGUGGGAAAUCGAAAAUGUAAUUGA
This is a messenger RNA of Gongylonema pulchrum, 1257 nucleotides long. Lineage: Eukaryota; Metazoa; Nematoda; Chromadorea; Rhabditida; Gongylonematidae. The record is from the annotation of a GenBank genome assembly.